Cicer arietinum (chickpea) is the source of this 1620-nucleotide messenger RNA. The record is from RefSeq and is a predicted model, not a curated record. Lineage: Eukaryota; Viridiplantae; Streptophyta; Magnoliopsida; Fabales; Fabaceae.
AUGGCGCGAACCAAACAAUCAGCACGCAAAAAUGCCUUUCCCUGCACACCAUACUCUUCAUCUUCUUCAUACGAAUCUGUGGAGCGUUCACUCUCUCCACCACCUCGAGCAACACCACCAUACACCUCCUCUACCUCUCCUCCUUCUCACACUAGUCAAGAAAUCCUCAAUCUCAAUCCUCUGUCUAUUCUUCUUCCACCAUUGUAUACUCGCCCCACACCAAACAUCGCUCAAGUGCCUCCACAUUUACGCACUCAAAAUACUCCACGACGCUCCAUGAGAGUUCAAUCUGGAAUUGGAACUUCAAAACCUUUGAACCCUAAACCCUUUUACUUCAUCAUCUCAGAUUCUGAGACUGAUGAUUCCUCUGAUUCUGGCCCUCCAUCAGCAACGACACCACAAAAUGAUCCAACAUCAACAUCUGAAAAGGAACCAACUCACACUAAACCUACCACACCUUCCAAAUCUGCUUUCUCCUCUGAACCCUCACAAUCAACUCCCCCACACCAAAAACGGAGAUUGAUCAAUGAAAUUGUCUCCCCUCUUACUAAACAAAAUGAACCCUCCUCUCAAUCCAAACCACAAACAAAACCCAUGAAAACAAAAUCUGCCAUGACAAUUGCGCAGUUCCUUGCUCGAAAGAAACUUCCAAACCCUCAGAAGAGAAAAACCCUCGCUCCUAAGCAAAACCUCAAACAUUGCCAACCCGCCUCUCUAGAACAUUCUUCACAAUGUUCCCCACCCCAACCUCCAGAACAUUCUCCAAUUCCGGAACGUUCUCCUAUUCAAACUCCUUUUUCUCCUCCUUCACACGAACGUUCUCCAAAUCAAGAAUGUUCCCCUGCUCACUCAGUCCCUCCUCCAGAACCCUUUCCCCACACACAACCUUCCUCAUCAAUACGCGCCAAUCGAUCUCCCACUCCAGAACGUUCUUCUACUUCCACCUCCUACUAUCCAGAUGUUGUUCGAGCAUUUUAUUGCAAUGCAAAGACAUUUGAUGGAAAAUCCCUUAUUAUUUCCACAAUUAAGGGAGUUGAGAUCAAACUAACUCCAGACAUUCUGGCCUCAAUCCUUAAGUUGCCCACAGAAGGCCCAUCUGUGUUUGGUGACAACUGGUACUCAGCCUUGAAUCUUCGCAAGACUGAAGUCCUCUCUUACUUGUUUGAAGAAGAUUCCAUUCGCUACUUGUCAACAUAUCUCAAGCCUCUUCCUAAAGUUUUUAAUAACAUGUGCCAACAUACUCUAAUUCCUCACUGUGGAAGUCAUGAGUAUGUCUCUAACAAUGACGCAUUGCUCAUCCAUCAUCUCCUCAACUGCAAGCGAUUGAAUUUAUCUCAUGUGAUUAUCCAGCACAUGAUUUGUGCAGCCACCAAAGACUACAAGAAGAAUAAUGUACCUUAUGGCAUGUUUCUGACUAAGGUAUUCAGGUACUUUGGAGUCUCCCUUUCCUCUGAAAAAUCUCUGAUCAAAAUCUCAAAAUUUUCCACCAAAAAUUUAUCUCUCAUGCGCAAAAAAUUCUCUGGCCAAACUCCUGCUCCUCCCCACCUUCUCCAAACGCAAACGCUUAGCAGGAAGAAGACCUACUACACACCUUAUUCCAUUCCCAUCAAAUCCUCUUAA